AUGACAGAAUCUCAUUUCCCUCAUACUAUGCGGCUCUUAAGGUCUAUCAGGAAGCUUGACCUCCACAUUUUUGUGUAUUGUGGCACCACACGUAACUUUCUACACCCUAAGUUCACUUCUCAACUGCACUUACCUAUAGACUCCGAGGAUAUUCGCCAAAUCAGCGCCGCCUCAGGCUUGGAACUCACGCAGGGCACUAUCCAGGAGGUGCCAAUGAGUCUGCAAGGCUAUUCCUUUAUGACUUCUUUUCAUCUAUUGUCGGUGCAGGGGUAUGAUGCCAUGUUGGGAGUACAAUGGCUUGAAUCCUUAGGUGUCAUUGGUUGGAACUUUAAAGGAAGGUUCAUGGAGUUCCACAUUGGCUACAAGCAGAACUGCCUUAAGGGCUUUAGCCCCUCAAAGGCUCAGAUUAUUCAGUAUGCCAUAAUGGCGAAACUUAUUGGUGAAGGAGGUGCUUGUUUCAUGGCUUAG
Messenger RNA from Prunus armeniaca (apricot), 468 nucleotides. The record is from the annotation of a GenBank genome assembly. NCBI's taxonomy places the organism in Eukaryota, Viridiplantae, Streptophyta, Magnoliopsida, Rosales, Rosaceae.